Molecule: messenger RNA, 641 nt
Organism: Anopheles stephensi (Asian malaria mosquito)
Lineage: Eukaryota; Metazoa; Arthropoda; Insecta; Diptera; Culicidae
Product: chitin-binding domain protein cbd-1-like
Exons: 2
Coding region: 117-545 (142 amino acids)
Cellular component (GO): extracellular region
Molecular function (GO): chitin binding
Source: RefSeq, a predicted model, not a curated record
CUUGAUAAAAGUCUAGACGAUAAGCAUCCGUUGGCGUGGUAAGGGUUCAAUUAAACACGUCCAGCCACGGUGUGGAUCGGUUAGUUCGUGUCAUACUCAGUGAGUGAGCAGUAAUAAUGAAAGGUCACGUGCUGAGUGUCGUUGGUAUCAUCCUUCUUGCGAGCGCAACUGAUGCAUAUUUUUGCGAUGGCAUACCGGCAGGCUUGAGAAUAAGGUUCCCACUGCCCGAAAUAUGCAACGAAUACAUCUCCUGCCAUCACGGAACCGAGCAUGAGUGGCGCUGCCCGCGGGGACGCUUCUUCAGCCAGCGUGCGCAGCGCUGUAUGGACGCAUGUGACCCAACCGAAGCGAUCAACAUAUGUGCCGGAUUGAUCAACAACGUUUUGCUCCGGCCUCCACUGUCGGAGUUUCCAUUCAGCUGUAGGCGCCAUUACGAGUGCAUCGGAGGAAAUAUGGUUACGCGUGAGUGUCCACCCGGCACCUUUUUCUCGCAGAAAGAACAAGGAUGCGGUUCGGUGCGGGAAGACUUUUGCAUUCCUGAUUAGAUUUUCACUGACUCCAUGUGUGUGUGAGUGUGUGUGCUAAUACAUUCCAAAAUGAGGUGCAGAUGCAUGGGAAAUAAAAAUUAAAUCAAAAACUUA